CAGCCCCGCCCUGCAAUGGUGGGGCUUGGCCGGACCCUGGACCGGCUGUCUCCGCGCCCUGGCCCUUGUAUGCGCGGAACAGGCCCGGCUGACGGGUGCUGCGGGGGGAGUUCCAGCUUUCCCCUUCCCCGGGGCGGACCACGCUGUCCGGUGGGACUUCGCGCUGUGCUGCACGUGUCGCGUGUGCGACCCGCUGGCCACGUGUGGCCGUGAACGCGUGGCACCCGCGUUGUGGUAACCGGGGGCAGGACUUUUAUGUUUUUAGUUUGUGAUGAGUUUAAACGUGGUGGCCGCGGGCGGCUGCGGCUGCCGCACUGGGCAGUGCCCGCUUCUCAAGGAAAACGGACGGAGCAGCAGUGGAUCCCAGUCACGCUUGCGGGCUUGGCAGCGGGGAGCCGUGCGCCUCCGCCUUCAGCGGGCCUUUGCACACACGGUCGGUCGGAAGGGCGGGAAGGAGGAAGCACUUCAGUUGCGCGGGAUUGGAGCUCAGGUCUCUGGCUGCUCUACGGGGAUGACCUCCCGUGUGCUCGGUGUCCCCCGGUUUCACGGCGGAGCCCUGUGCCGGCCGUCCAUGGCCGCCGGGUGGGCCGCGUGGCUCUGCAGGGGCCUGAGCUGUGGGCGCUGGUAGGCGCGACGCUGAGUUGUCUUUUCCCUUGUUUCACACUCCUGCCGCCGCACCUGACGGGUCGGCCUCGGGGGAGUCACGCGCGCCCUCAUCUGCGGCGCGGGGCAGUGAAAGUCCGUCCUUACAGGGCUGUUAGGAGCACCCAAUGAGGUCAUCCUAAAAAUACUCAGAUCAGCGUUUUGCAGGUAGUGAGGGGGACGUCUCUAAUGCUGAUCGUUCGGCUCGUUUGUGGGGAGCUUACACGCAGUGCUCCUGACUGAGUGCGGCUCUUUUCUUUCUUUCUUUCUUUUAAAAUAUAUUUAUUUAUCUGACAGAGAUCACAAGUAGGCAGAGAGGCAGCAGCAGAGAGAGGAGGAAGCAGGCUCCCCGCUGGACAGGGAGCCCGACGCGGGACUCGAUCCCGGGACCCCGAGAUCAUGGCCCGAGCUGAAGGCAGGGGCUUAGCCCGCUGAGCCACCCAGGCGCCCCUGCGAUUGUUUGCUAAUGUUAUCUUCUGGUUGUUCACUGGGAGUGUGUAAGGACGCAAGGGAUUUUUGUGUAUUAACUGUGUAACCUGCAGCCUUGGUUAAAUCGUUUUAAUCCUCGUUCUGUAGAUUUUUCUUGGGAUUUUCUGUGGAAACAGUCAUUUUCUGCCUACCUCCCCCUUAUUUCAGUUGUUACCGCAGUGUUUACAAGACCGGGUUGCAUAGAAGGGGGAGCAUAGUGGUCCUUUCUCUGUCUCGGGGUGACAGGUCAGUCUCCAGGCAGCGUGACAGCCGCGUCGGCCCUUGGUGGAUGCCCCAUAUCAGUUUGGAGGUGUUCCCGCCUGUUCCUCAGCUGCUGCGGCAUUUCGUUUUCCCGGUCGUGGAUGGCCGUCGGCUCCAGUCACACGUGUUGAUUGCCGGUGGGAGGUGGGGUCAGACCUGCUGGGGGAAGCCUGAGUUCCAGGCCUCUGCCUCCUUGGCCCUGGCAUGGCCUGGGCUCAGCCGGGCUCCUGUCCCUGAAGGACCCCGCAUCUGUGUGCACCAGGGGUGCUGGGCUGUCGUUUCUUCGUCGGUAGUACCGGCUUCGGUGUGGGGUCCCAUGGGCCUUGUGCAGUGAGCUGGGUGGUGACCUCACUUCCGUUUUCUGAGGAAGCUCUGUGAGGUGCUGUAAGGUGGCUCCUUGUUUCUUCCGUUUCUUGCCUGAAUGCGCUCUAGGAUCUGCGAGGGAAACCGGUGGAGUCCAGCGCGCGGCCUGGGGACUGUUCUCCCGUAAGUUUCACUCUUUGGUAGACGCGGAGCUGUUGGAUUUCCUGUUUCGUUCUGUGUUUCUUGGUAAGUUGGUGUCCGAGAGGAUGCCUCCGUGGGGUUCUCUCGCCCUCUCCGCAUCGGUGCGCUGUGCUGUGAAACGCGUUUUAAAUUCCGGACAUUGAUGAUGUGUGUUCGCUGUUUUCUUGCUCGGUCUGACUGGAGGUUUGUCCGCUCUCGGGAGCUGUCGGGGCGGGUUCCCGUCCGUCUCCGUUGGCGUCCGGUCCUGCUUCUUUGGUUUCCUCAUUGUGUCCUUCCUUCCGCUUCUGCUCUUCUCAGGUUUCCUGAUCCCAGCUCCUGGGUUCAGGUCCCCCUUCUCUGCCGGUGUGAGCACCCAGAGCUCCGAGCGUCCCGGAGACUAUGGUCCCUGUGCUCUCCUUCCCGUGCCGGUCGGGAUCGUCUCUCGUUUCUUGCUCGGGGUCGUCUUUUACCUGCUGGGUUGCGCGCAGCAGUGUUGUCUGAUCUCCGUGUCGUCGGGGUUCCCUUGGGUUCUUGGCCCUCACCGGCCGCGGUUCUGUUGCGGCUGGAGGACACUGUACCCACCUGCACAGCUGGCGGCGCGCGCCUUCCCCACGGACGGGCGUCCGCUCUGUGCGGUCGGACCCGCAGUGUGGGGGCCCGUGUUCAGGCCGUUGGCAUCUUCACUGCUCUUGGUGGUUCGGUUGUUCAGUUUUGAGCUCCUUUAUCACUUCCGGAGAGAACGCACCGACCUCCCUCCUGUCCUUGUGGGAUGGUUUGUUUCUCCCUUUAACUCCGUCAGGUUUUGCUUGAUGCACUUGGAAGCGCCCGUCGUGCGCAGCUGUAGCUGCUUGGUUCCCUGGCGAGCGGCUGUGUGUCCCGCUCGGACGUCUCCCUUACCCGGUCAGGUCGGAGCACACUCUUGUACUGUUGUCUGUCCCGUCUGUCUUUGUUCUGGUAGCCCCGUCCUUCUGAGUGGUCGGGGUGGUUUCCAAGCGUCCCCUGCCAUCUGCUCAUCGGCCCCGUGGCUGGCUCGUACUGCAUGCCGGGGCCGCUCCAGCCUGUCCUCGCCUGCUUAGCGCCCAGACUGCACCACGCCGGGAAAUGCAGGCAGUUCGCACCCAAACACAGUCCCUGCAGUCCCGUCCUGAUCCUACACUUUCACGUGUGGGCCCUCUGCCUGCAUUAAACACCCAUGCAUGAUACUAUAAAUCAGAGUGAUACUAUAAUUCAGUCUUUCUUGCUAUAAUAUUUAAUUUGGGGGGCGCCUGGGGCUCCAUCAGUUAAGCAUCGACUCUUGAGUCCAGCUCAGGUUGUGAUUUCAGGGUCCUGGGAUUGGGCCCACAUCAGGCUCUGCACUCAGUAGGGGUCUGCUUGAGAGUCUCUCUCCUCCUGCCCCUCUCACAGUGAAAAGCUCUCACUCGCUUUUCAAUAAAAUAAGUCUUUAAAACAAUAAAGUUAAAAGAAAAGGAGGUGGUCUUGUGCAUUCAGUUUCUGUUGCCGCCCCCCAUUCCUAAAGAUCCGGAUUUCCCUCUGGUGCCAUUUUACUCCACCUGGAGAACUUUCUCCAGCAUUUCCGGUAGAGUGGGUAGAGCGGCGUGACGUCUGCUUUUUCCGUCAUCUGAGCCUGUCGCGUUUCACUCCCUCCUGAAAGGUGUUGUCACCAGGUGUGUGAAGCUGGGCGCGGGGCCCUUUCGGGACUCUAAACACAGCAUUCCAGGAUGGCUUCAUGCUGCAUGGGGUCCUGGAUCUGGCUCUGGAAAAGAGAAAGCGAUGUCAGUGGGGAAACGUGAAAGUCAGAUGCCAUCUGGAGUUUAAUGAAAGUACCCAAGCUGGCUUUUUAGUUUGGACAAACGUACCCAGGUCAUGUAGGAUGCUGAUACUGGGGGAAACCAGCUAAGAGGUAUGUGGGAGUAUCUUUCACGUUUUUGUGAAUCUAAAAUCAUUACCAGAUAGGGGCGCCUGGGUGGCUCUGUCCAGUAAGCAUCCGACUCUUGGUUUUGGCUCAGGUCACGAUCUCAAGGGUCUCGAGAUCAAGUCCUGCGUCAGGUUCCACGCUGGGCAUGGAACCUGCUUGGGAUUCUCUCCCUCUGCCCCACUCCUGCACAGAGGCACAUGCUACACACUCCACGCGCUCUCACAUACAUACAAUAAUGCCCAAGUAAAAGUUUGCUUUAAAACAGUGCACUUACGGCACGGUAACAGGAGGGUAUCCCUGCGGGGGAAGGUUUGGCCGCGAUGGGGACUGAGCCAACAAACAAACAUGUCAAAGAUGUUGGAAGCCAGGACUCUGGCAGUCAGAAUGAGGUUGUCGAGACCGAAAACUAGCAUGAGCCCUGUGGUGUGCCAUCGGGGCAUAGUGUGAACUCAUGGUUUCCUGCGGUUGCUGCGCUCCCGCUGAGGGGAUGGGCAUAGCAGGCCGGGGCGGCGGGAGGGCGUGUGUGCGUGUGUGCACCUUCGUCUGCUCUCGGUCCCGCUGAGCCUGCAGGCAGCAGCACCCCAGCAGCCUGCCGCAUGCACGGGGCUUCCGAAUCCCAUCCUCCACCCGAAGCAGCUAGGGCUGCUUGAGUCAAGGCUGGCCCCGGGUCACCUGGGGAGGGUGUGACGCGAGCCCAGAACAUUUUGUGUCACGAAGCAGGAAAGUGCUCUGAGACUGAUGGGUUGCCGCUCUGGCCAAGCUGAAGACCGUUUGAAGAUCAAAAAUAAAUAAAUCACAGAGUUGGGCUCACUGACUAAAAUAAGAAGCACGAGCCCAUGGGAAUGAAUAAACAGGAAGCUUAGGAGGACAGAGGGGGCCGGCAGGGACCCCCGAGGGCUGGAGCUCGAAGCACGGCAGGAAGGGACCAAGGAAACCCAGUCCUCCACGGGGCUCGCGGGACAUUCUUGUCACAAGGGGAGUGGCCGUCAAAGGGGACACAGACAAGCCGAGAGACGCCUGUCCUGUGGCCGUGCAGGUGUCGCGGGCACGAGAGCCAAGGAAAGGCUGGAGAACGUUCCAGGCUAAAGAAGCCGAAGACCCUGCGGAGGGGGCUGUGAGCAUGGCUGGUGGCCUUCGUGCAGAGGUCGCCCGGCUCCGUAGGGGGUGAUGCCCUUGGGCGCAGGGAGUCCCCAUGGGGUGUUCUGGGCUGGGGCGGGGGGAGGAAGGUCGGCAGCUUCCCUGCAGGUUGUUUUGGGAAGGAAAGAGCCCUCCCCCCCAAACUCCCGCUUUUCCGUAACUGCGACUGUUUCCAAAUGAGAACCAAAUUUUUUAGUGCCUUGCUAAGAGAGAAAUUCCCACAAAGGAUGUGCCUCUAACAGGCAGAACGUGAGAUGUGGAGCAGGAGGCGCAUGAGGGACGUCUAAGGAAAACCGAAUUCUGUUCCUCUGCUGUGUUAAACACGUAGUGGCUUUAUAAUGACUUUUAAAAUAUUACACGUACAUUUAUAUUCCUACCUGCACGUACGUUUCACAGCUAGAACGGGAGGAAAGCCUACCCGGUUUUCCUUUUAUGGAAAUGCCCACACAGCGGGGAUGCCUGAGAGUGGGUGGGUAUCAGGCACUCACAGCAAAGGGAGAAGGGGUGUUGCCCCAUGGAGGGCCAGGACCCGGACUGCCUCCCAUCUGUCCUUGGCACCUGUGGGAUGUGUAGCUAUUAUGGGCUGUUGAAUGAACAGGUAACGGUGUGUGUGAGCAGCUCCUGGUUAAGGAGAAGUGGCUCACGUUGACUCAGCAUGCACAUGGGUGGCCUGCUGGGCAUUAACUGGCCUGUCCUCCCAGCCCUGUCCCCUGACAGAUGCACAGGGUGGGGCCGCACACGGAAGGGUGCCCCUGGCUCACACGGGGGAGGAGGGGCGAAGGGGGAAUCACAGCCACACUCCAUACUCGGUAUUCUCACCACCUUCCCGUUCAGCUGGUUUUAAGUGGUACAAACUAACCCAGUAACGUUUGAGUAAUCGGGUGUUUUUAUUUUUAAGCAGUUUUUAUUUGAGGCUCAGAUUUUUUGGUUCAUGUUUCAUUGAUCAGAUAUUUGGAAACGCACAAAGGAGCGUGCAUAUCUGCUGUUAGAGGAGAUUUAACAGUUUACAUGGUCGUCUUGCUCCCAGGUGACAGGCUGAUGAGGGCGGGCGAGCUUUGCCGGCUCAGCUCAAAGCGGUGAGAGACGGAGGACGUCCUGGCCCUCGGUCGGCUGGUGUGUUUUGGCACCACAGGGGGAGACCGCGCCGCGCAGGGCCUGGCCUUGCGUUCCUCCGGCUGCACCUUGAAACCAAGUGUCUGACUUUGCCGAUUUCAUUUUUGUUAGGACGCCAUGGCGCCUUCGAGGCUUCUCGCACUAGGACCGAGGACUGUGCCUGGCGGCGUGGGGCGCUGGACUCAGGUCCGGCUGUGGCCCCCUUCUCCCAGGCUGCUCUCAGACAGCUGUGGGGACCACGCCAAGCACCGGGAACCCCCCGGGAAGAAACUGCUCUCCGAGAAAAAACUGAAGAGACAUUUCGUGGACCACCGCCGAGUGCUCGUCUGCGGGGGCCGUGGCGGCGACGGGGUGAGCUGCUUCCAUAGCGAGCCCCGGAAGGUUGGAGGCCCAGAUGGUGGCGACGGAGGCAACGGUGGCCACGUCGUCCUGAGAGCUGACCGGCAAGUCAAGUCGCUGUCCUCAGUGCUGUCUCGGUACCAGGGUUUCCACGGAGAGUCCGGUGGCAGGAAGAACUGCUUCGGGCGCAGCGGCACCCCCCUCUACGUCCUGGUCCCAGUGGGCACGUUAGUGAAGGAGGGAAAGGAAGCCGUGGCUGACCUGUCGCGCCCGGGUGAUGAGUACAUUGCUGCUCUGGGCGGGGCAGGAGGAAAGGUAACGCUUUUCCUGGCCAAUGAGAACCGCGCACCUGUGACUUGCACCCCUGGGCGGCCCGGUCAAGAACGCGUCCUCUUCCUGGAGCUCAAGACGAUGGCCCACGCUGGAAUGGUUGGGUUCCCCAAUGCUGGGAAGUUCCUCCUCCGGGCCAUUUCGAACGCGAGACCCGCUGUGGCUUCUACCCGUUCACCACUCUAAAGGCCCCACGUUGGGAUUGUUCACUGUGAGACCACCAGCAGAUAGCACCAGAGGCUGGCCCUGGCCGACAUCCCGGGCAUCAUCCGGGGCGCGCACCAGAACCGGGGCCUGGGGAGCGCCUUCCUCAGGCACAUCGAGCGCUGCCCAUUCCUCCUGUUCGUCGUGGAUCUGUCGGAGCCGGAGCCGUGGACGCAGGUGGAGGACCUGAAGUUCGAGCUGGAGAAAUAUGAAGCCGGCCUGUCCGAGCGACCGCAUGUGGUCGUGGGGAAUAAGAUCGUCCCGCAGGCCCGAGCAGCUCUGCCCCAGCUGCGCGCCUGCCUGGGCCCGAGCGUCAUCGCCCUGUCGGCCGCAACUGGGGAGAACUUAGAGGCGCUGCUGCUGCGCCUGCAGGAGCUCCACAGCCAGCACGUGGGUGCCGAGCUCCGCUGGUAGCCACUGGACCGUCACUUAAAAGUGACCACCCUGACGCGGCUCUGGGUGGAGAUAAGAAAGUUGCUGCUUUGCCUUGCGCUGUCCCUGGCGCUCCCUCCCAGCCAGCGGGCCAGGACCUCGGACAUGUCGGACGUGUGCGUCUCCUACUGAUCUGCUCCCACUGGGCCUCCUGCACCUGCCAGCGUGAUGACCACGCUGAGCUGGGCUCCCUGCCCUCCUCAGUACCUCUAAGUGGUGAGGAGCCCGUGGCCGGGCAGCUGAGCCGCCUGACUUGGUGGGCCGAACCCCUUACUGCAUGCGGGACCCCCGCAGCUGGGAGGCACAGACUCCGGAUCCUGACACUGUCAUCGCAGUGCUGGCUGCGGUCCCAGAGGCCGUCCGCCCUACAGAGGGGACAUGAGGACGCUGGGACAGGGAGCCUUCCCAGCCGCAAGGCUCUUCUCAAAUGCCCCUGUCUGAGCAAUGCAGUAGGGCCGACGCCUCCCGUGUUGUUCCCAGACUUGGCUGCUCUGUGCAGGAGUUGUUGGCUUCACGACUGAACGCACCCAAUAUCCGACCGGGGCCGUGCGAGUCAUUAGCUGAGGACGCAGGCGCGUGUCCCCACAUAAGUCUGCAGCUUCAGGCGUGUCCCUGGGGCCCCUUAAGAGACGGUGUGGUUGGGGACCAGGGGUAACCAGGGGAAGGGGCCUUGGGCCCUUUGGGGAUUUGCCCCCCGGGUCCUUGCUGCCAGCUGCGAGCGUGCUGGGGGCUGGGCCUGCCUCAGACAAGAAGCUUGUGUCCGGGCUUUCAGGAGCCGUUCCGUUUUGAUCUACCGUCAAAUCUGCAAAUAGAACGAGAAUCCUUUGCCUGAAGCUUUAUUUAAUGUCUUAUAAUUUCCGAGGUCCUUGUGUUCUGGAAACCAGAGAUGGGUUUUGCAAUCUCUUUGCUCUUUCUGGGGCCACCACAAAGGAUUUCGUAGAGCCGUGUUAAUUAUCGUGGCCUUUCAUCUCCAGCCAGCCCCACGCCGGUGCUGCACCCGGGGGGCGACACUGGGGGCCUCCCUGCGUCUGUCCUGCGCUCACCUGUGCCCCCAGCAGCCUCAGGACCUGACCCAGCUGAGGCACCGCUCAGUAUUUAUGGAGUGAAGAAAGGGAUGGUGUCUGA
Molecule: messenger RNA, 8449 nt
Organism: Lutra lutra (Eurasian river otter)
Lineage: Eukaryota; Metazoa; Chordata; Mammalia; Carnivora; Mustelidae
Gene: MTG2
Product: mitochondrial ribosome associated GTPase 2
Cellular component (GO): mitochondrion
Molecular function (GO): GTP binding; magnesium ion binding; GTPase activity
Source: RefSeq, a predicted model, not a curated record